Messenger RNA from Dipodomys ordii (Ord's kangaroo rat), 683 nucleotides. RefSeq names its product microsomal glutathione S-transferase 3 (gene Mgst3). Bases 115 to 609 code for a protein of 164 amino acids. Gene Ontology annotation, cellular component: membrane; nuclear envelope; endoplasmic reticulum. The record is from RefSeq and is a predicted model, not a curated record. Gene Ontology annotation, molecular function: glutathione peroxidase activity; glutathione transferase activity. NCBI's taxonomy places the organism in Eukaryota, Metazoa, Chordata, Mammalia, Rodentia, Heteromyidae. The transcript has 6 exons.
GCGCGGGCGGGGCCUGCUCUGGCCUGUUCAGGAGCCGCACCCGAGCCGGGCCGAGCUGAACUGAGCUGCGCAGCUUCGUUGUGCACCGGGCGAAGGUAAUCCAGAGUCCACAAGAUGGCUGUCCUCUCUAAGGAAUAUGGCUUCGUGAUUCUAACUGGUGCUGCCAGUUUUGUGAUGGUACUCCAUCUAGCCAUCAAUGUUGGCAAGGCCCGCAAGAAGUAUAAGGUGGAGUAUCCUGUCAUGUACAGCACAGACCCUGAAAAUGGGCACCUUUUCAACUGCAUUCAGAGAGCCCACCAGAACACGUUGGAAGUGUAUCCUCCCUUCCUAUUUUUUCUAGCUGUUGGAGGUGUUUACCACCCGCGCAUAGCUUCUGGCUUGGGCCUGGCCUGGAUUGUUGGGCGAGUCCUUUAUGCCUAUGGCUACUACACAGGAGAUCCUAGCAAGAGGAAUCGAGGAGCUGUGGGGUCUCUCGCCCUUAUCGCCUUGAUGGGCACAACCGUGUGCUCUGCCUUCCAGCACCUUGGAUGGGUUAAAACCGGCCUGGGCAGUGGGUCCAAAUGCUGCACUCACAAUUUACAGGGGCUUCAAAACCCUCGCUCAUUUUAAAUGACUUACCUUUAUGUUCAGUUUUUUUUUCUAAAUAUAAUAAAAACUUAACUGGCAUUGGCCUCAUACCUAAA